Molecule: messenger RNA, 1529 nt
Organism: Raphanus sativus (radish)
Lineage: Eukaryota; Viridiplantae; Streptophyta; Magnoliopsida; Brassicales; Brassicaceae
Product: homoserine kinase
Exons: 1
Coding region: 134-1246 (370 amino acids)
Biological process (GO): L-threonine metabolic process
Molecular function (GO): ATP binding; homoserine kinase activity
Source: RefSeq, a predicted model, not a curated record
GAAAUGAAAAAUAACCACAAUUGUCCGAAAUCAACAAAUCAAAUUCAUACCACUAGGUUAGGGCUUCUUCAUCUCUCUCUCUAAUAGCUUUGUGUUGCUCUCACUUACUUACUCUGUCUUCCUUCAUCCAUCAAUGGCCACUCUCUCCUUCCACUCUCCAUCCAAACCAACUUCCCAUUUCCACCUCAAACCCAAACCAUCCCCGCCGUUACUCGCCAAAGUCUCCCUCUUUCGAUGCAGAGCCUCCGUACAAACCCUCGUCGCCGUCGAGCCGGAGCCCCUUUUCACCUCCGUCAACACUUUCGCGCCGGCGACCGUCGCUAACCUAGGCCCAGGCUUCGACUUCCUCGGAUGCGCCGUCGACGGUCUCGGCGACCGCGUCACUCUCCGCGUCGACCCCUCCGUUCGCGCCGGCGAGGUCUCGAUCUCGGAGAUCACCGGAACCACGUCGAAGCUCAGCACCAACCCUCUCCGGAACUGCGCCGGAAUCGCGGCCAUCGCGACGAUGAAGAUGCUGGGGAUAAGAUCCGUCGGGCUGUCGUUGGAUCUGCACAAGGGUCUUCCUUUAGGGAGCGGUCUAGGCUCGAGCGCAGCCAGCGCCGCCGCGGCCGCCGUGGCGGUUAACGAGAUAUUCGGGCGGAAGCUAGGGAGCGAGGAGCUGGUUUUAGCCGGUUUGGAGUCGGAAGCUAAAGUCUCCGGUUAUCACGCCGAUAACAUAGCGCCGGCGAUCAUGGGAGGGUUCGUUCUGAUAAGGAGCUACGAGCCGCUUGAUCUGAAACCGCUGAGAUUCCCUUCCGACAAAGAUCUCUUCUUUGUCCUGGUGAGCCCCGAGUUCGAAGCUCCGACCAAGAAGAUGAGAGCCGCGUUGCCUGCAGAGAUUCCGAUGGCUCACCAUGUCUGGAACAGUAGCCAGGCGGCUGCUUUGGUGGCGGCGGUGCUGGAGGGAGACGCGGUGAUGCUGGGGAAGGCUUUGUCGGCGGAUAGAGUUGUGGAGCCGACGAGAGCUCCGUUGAUCCCGGGGAUGGAAGCUGUGAAGAAGGCGGCUUUGGAGGCCGGAGCGUUUGGAUGCACGAUCAGUGGAGCUGGACCGACGGCGGUUGCGGUGGUUGACGUGGAGGAGAGAGGUGAAGAGAUUGGAGAGAAGAUGGUGGAAGCUUUUAUGAAAGUUGGGAACUUGAGAUCUGUUGCUUCUGUGAAGAAGCUUGAUAAGAUUGGUGCGAGGCUUGUUAGUAGCAUCUCCAGGUGAUGUUUUGAGAUUUUUCGUGGGACUUGAAUAGAUGAUAAUAAAGAUCCCAAGAUUGAAUUUGUAUCCACUCUAAAGAGAGAGAGAGAGAGAGAAGUAUAGAGAUGAUUGUUUUCUGAGUACAAGGAACAAUGUUCAGUCUCUUGUGGCAAUGCCUUUGGUUUCUUCCGAGACUUUGAUAGGGAGGGCAUUGUAAAAAUGUGGCUUCUUGGAUGUUUUGAGGGAUCGGAUGUUCAAUGAUUUACAGGUUUGUGAUUUCAAAUAAAACUGCUACAGUUUUUGUGUA